Messenger RNA from Anopheles bellator, 1715 nucleotides. Its product is annotated as TWiK family of potassium channels protein 18. The record is from RefSeq and is a predicted model, not a curated record. Gene Ontology annotation, cellular component: membrane. Bases 138 to 1178 code for a protein of 346 amino acids. Gene Ontology annotation, biological process: potassium ion transmembrane transport; stabilization of membrane potential. Gene Ontology annotation, molecular function: potassium ion leak channel activity. The transcript has a single exon. NCBI's taxonomy places the organism in Eukaryota, Metazoa, Arthropoda, Insecta, Diptera, Culicidae.
GGGCCGUCUGUCUGCCUGGCCUGCUCUGCUGCGAUUUUUCUUUGUGUUCGCACAGAACAAUCCGAGAACGGGACUUCUGCUUCGUUGCUGUGUGACUUCUGUGGCGUGCGCACGGGAUUAGUGCGUUUUCAUCAGUCAUGAUACGGCAGCGAUCGUCAGUGAGGAGCCGCGGUUCAUCGUCUACGACGAUCAGUGACCCGCGGGAAAAGGUUAAGGACUGCUGCCGGAAGUUCGUCGCCUUCAUGUGUACGCAGGUUGGCGUUGGUGGCCUCAUCGUUGCAUACGCGCUGGUCGGGGCAGCCAGCUUCAUGUCGAUCGAAACGCAAGAACCGAACCCGCUGAUAGAGCACGUUAUAACGCUGCGUCGCAACUGCGCGGCCGAGCUGUGGGAUGUGACGGAACAGCUGAACCUGUUCAACAGCUCCAUGUGGCAUUACGAGGCUAACCUGGUGCUGAAGCGCUACCAGGACGACUUUGCCGAGGCGAUCCGGCGUGGCUAUGACGGCCGCUCGCCAGAAGAGGUGUGGAACUUUCCGGCCGCUCUGAUGUUCUGCCUGGCGGUGUUUACCAUGAUCGGCUACGGCAACAUGGUGCCGCGGACGGCGUGGGGCAAAGGCGCCACGGUCAUAUAUGCCACUUUCGGUAUCCCGCUCUACAUACUGUACUUUAUGAACAUGGGUAAGGUGCUGGCGUCCACGUUCAAGUGGCUGUACACGUGGUUCCACGAGUGUAGCCAUCGGAGCGAUGACGAGCUAGCCAUAGAAGAUGGGCUCGGUUUGUCUCCCCGCAAGCGCAUCAUCGUUCCCACCACUGCCUGCCUGUGGGUCAUCACCAUCUACAUCGCAACCGGCACAAUCAUGUUCGCCGAGUGGGAGAAGUGGACCUACCUCGAUUCGGCCUACUUCUGCGUGACGAGCCUGUGCAAAAUCGGUAUCGGUGAUCUAGUGCCGGGUGCAAACAUACUCGACUCGCAAAGCGGUAAACCGACAAAGCUGGUCAUCAAUUUCGUCUACAUGCUGCUCGGGAUGGGACUGGUGGCAAUGUGCUACAUUCUAAUGCGGGAGGAGGUGCGCAUCAAAAUGCAAGAGAUCAAGGAGGACACGCGUCUCUGCCUGGAGGAUCUGAGCGCAAAGUUUGCAAAAUGCUGCGGCACGAAGGACUCACAGUACUACAAUUAGCCCCUGAAUCCGGCACAAAAGACGACGGUAAACAAAAGCGUUCAUCCCCCCACAGUUUAGCUACCAAUUCCAGUCAGCCCAAGGCCGUGCUUCCGGUGGGCUGAACCAUUACGCUCUUUCUUCUCACUCACCCCCACACUUUCACACACAUGCGCGCGCGCGCGCCCGCGAUUAGUAUCUACAAUUAUCAGUUAAUAUUCGUUAAGCAGAAAGGACUGCUCUCAACAAACCUCAAGAGUUGAUCGUCGCUUAACUCAAACCGAUCGAGCGCUGGAAGCCACCCGGAGCCGAUGAUGAUUAUGAUUCACGAAGUGACUGUUAUGCUCCGGAACAGAAGCUGUCCGCACUCAAAAUGGCCGAAAAUGAAAAGGUUACUCACAUAUUGUAAAUACUUUGCACGGGUCUGGCUCAGUCCAUCCUGAGUAAGUUAGUUUCUAAAAUAUUAAUCAGAUCAUUAGUAGUUGCAUAUCUUAGGUUUUAAAAGUAUAGGAAUCAAGCAAAAAACUGAAUAAACUACUGGAGCAGCAUGCUGCGAAC